UUGUACUCUGAAAACUGUUUAACUCAAAUAGGUCUUUGUAGGCCCAAAAUUAACAUAACAUUCAUGUUCAUGAACAACAGACGCUCCAGUUUUCAUCAGUCGUCUGAACAAGUUAAAUCUUUGAAAACAGACUCAUCAAAUGUUUCUGCAACCAAAUCAACCUACAAUGGGGGCUCAAGAUCAAGCUAAGACACCUGCACAUGUGUAGACGUGAAAGGAAAUAACAGGUCACAGCAGCGCUGAACGGCGGCAACGUCGUCCACCGUUUUGGAGAACUUUCACCGGUUGAAAGUCAGUCGGUUGUGUCAAGCAGCCUGAAAAAGCUUGAAAACUCAAAAGAGCUCGCACAAAAGAAACAGUGACAGUAUCUCAAAUGUGACAUAACUGGGUGGAGAGCAGCGAGAUGCGGAAAGAGACCGAGAAGGAGAAGUGGUACAGGAAGUGACUGAGGUCUCGGUUAAGUUAAGAAACGGUGAUGCUUGCUCAGAUGCUCCGACUCUUCCAGCAGCUGUAGCGGCGCAGCAGACAUUUUCUGCUCCGUCUUCUUCUCUGAGUUGCUCUGCGUUAGAUGGACAAUCUGGAGGGGGGCCUCGGAUCCAGUCUGCUGAGGAAGCUUUCCUCCAGGAAGUCUCACCAGCGCAACAACAGCCCUCAGCCUCCAGGGGACAACGAGCAGGGGGCGAGUGGCGAUGACAGCAGCGCCAGCAGGCUCAGCCGCAGACUGUCCCGUCUGGGCAGCAGGCAUCAGUCCAGGGAACCUCCAAGACCUCCGGUUCAGCCGGAAAGGCCUCCUCCUCCACCUGCCCAGCAAGAUGAGAGGAUUCCACCACCAGCCCUCGUCCUGCCUUCAGCUCCGCCUCCAGCACUGGCUCCUUUCCCGCUUCCAACAGAUCGGCCGCCCAAGCGGCCUGACAAAUCCACCAAACCCAAGCUCCCACCUCGGCCGCUCUCCAAGGUGUUCAGUAGCUACGAACACGGAUCGAAUGUGUUGCAGGGCUUCGAUACUUUCCGAGGAGAUGAGACUCUGUGUGACGUCGUCCUGGUUCCUGGAGACAGCACCGAAGCGUUCCCAGUUCACAGAGUCAUCAUGGCUUCCUGCAGUGAUUAUUUUAAGGCAAUGUUCACAGGAGGCAUGAGGGAGCAGGAGAUGAGAGAGAUCAAGCUGCAUGGGGUCACCAAGGCGGGCUUAAAGAACAUCAUAGAGUUCAUUUACACAUCCAAAGUCAUCCUCGACAUGGGAAACCUCCAGGACACGCUGGAGGCUGCAAACUUCUUGCAGGUCAUGCCUGUUCUGAGCUUCUGCAACGAGCUUCUGAGCAGCGAGAUUACAAUCGAUAACUGUGUGGAAGUGGAGCGGAUUGCCACAGAUCUGCUCCUUGAGGAUGUUCUGGUGAAUAUUGGGAAGUUUGUGGGGCAGAACCUGACCGCGCUGGUGGACUCCGGCCGCUACCUGCAGCUCUCCGAGACCAGCAUCGCCAACGCUCUGGCCAGCAACUCGCUGGGCGGUUUCUCAGAGCUGGAGCUUUACCACAUCGCCAAAGGGUGGCUGGAGCACGACCCUCCCUCGCGUCACUCCUCCGUCUACGCCCUGAUGCGCCACAUUCGCUUCCCGCUAAUGAGCCCUGGUGAACUCAUUCAGAUCUCUCAGGACGAGGAGGAGGAGGGUGACUCCAUGAUGCGCUCUGACACCGCCUGCGUGAACCUGCUGCUGGAGGCCAGCAACUACCAGAUGAUGCCUUACAUGCAGCCGGCGCUGCAAACCGAGAGGACGCAGAUUCGAUCGGACGCCACGCACAUCCUGGCCCUGGGCGGCGUGAUGCGGCAGCAGCUGGUGGUGAGCCGGGAGCUGAGGCUCUACGACGAGAACACCGGCCAUUGGAGGGCUCUGAAGCCCAUGGAGGUGCCGCGUUAUCAACACGGCGUGGCUCUUCUGGGAGGCUUUCUCUUUAUUGUUGGAGGUCAGAGCACAUACGACACAAAGGGUAAGACUGCCAUAGACAGCGCCUAUCGCUAUGACCCGCGCUUCGACAAAUGGCUUCAGAUUGCCUGUCUCAACGAGAAAAGGACCUUUUUCCACCUCAGCGCUCUGAAGGGGAAGCUGUUUGCCGUUGGAGGAAGGAACGCCUCGGGGGAAAUUGACACCGUGGAGUGCUACAACCUGAAGAAAAACGAGUGGACCUUUGUGACCAACAUGAUGGAGCCUCAUUAUGGGCAUGCUGGGACCGUUCACGGGGGCCUCAUGUACAUCUCAGGUGGCAUCACCCGUGACACCUUCCAGAAGGAGCUGUGGUGCUACGACCCGGUCGCCGACUCGUGGAGCCGCCGGGCCGACAUGAUGGAGCUCCGCGGCCUGCACUGCAUGUGCACGGUGGGGGACCGGCUCUACGUGAUGGGUGGCAACCACUUCCGGGGCAGCAGCGACUACGACGACGUGCUGGGCUGCGAGUACUACAGCCCGGAAACAGACCAGUGGACGGUGGUGGCACCGAUGCCCCGCGGCCAGAGCGACGUCGGUGUCACGGUCUUCAACGGCCAGAUCUACGUGGUCGGGGGUUACUCCUGGAACAGCAGGUGCAUGGUGGACAUCGUCCAGCGCUACGACCCGGAGCAGGACGUGUGGGACCGAGUGUUCAAUGUGCUGGAGCCCCUGGGAGGGAUCCGGGCCUGCACGAUGACCGUCCACGUGCCGGAGGGGUCGGUGGACGAAGCCGAGAUACAAGAUUGCCCGUUACCCACAGCUAAGAACUGCUAGCCACCUACAUCAGGCUGCUUUUGGGGGGGUUUCCAGCUUACGCCGUAGCAGUCAGAAUCCAAAACAGGAAGCAGUGUGGGUUGUGACACAAAGGUUUCAUGUGCAAACAAAAGCCAGCGAGUGCAGCUUGAAACACACAUGUCGUAUUUCAGUUUUUUUCUGUCCUUCCCACAAGCUGUUAGCCACGUAGCAUCUGCUUGUAUUCUGUCUGAAGACUCUGAAUAAAAACAUGGAGCUGCUUCGCCACACACUGAAGACCUCUGCUUCGCAGGUGAAUCUUCAGUCUAACCGAUUCAUCUAUUUCCUGGCACAAAGUCGUCAGAUUAAAGAUUAAUAAAUCGAGUGAGAGCUGUCUUUGUGGAACACGGCUCUGUUUCUCUCUCCAAGACCAGCUCGAAGGACUGCACAGAUUUGCCAGACUUAAAAUAGAGAUGAUGGUGUGUGUGCGUGUGUGUGCGUGCGUGCUGCAA
Messenger RNA from Poecilia latipinna (sailfin molly), 3222 nucleotides. RefSeq names its product kelch-like protein 9. The record is from RefSeq and is a predicted model, not a curated record. Gene Ontology annotation, molecular function: cullin family protein binding; ubiquitin-protein transferase activity. Lineage: Eukaryota; Metazoa; Chordata; Actinopteri; Cyprinodontiformes; Poeciliidae. Gene Ontology annotation, cellular component: Cul3-RING ubiquitin ligase complex. The coding region runs from base 569 to 2752 and encodes 727 amino acids. The transcript has 11 exons. Gene Ontology annotation, biological process: regulation of cytokinesis; protein ubiquitination.